AUGGUAACCAAAAGUUCGCUGUAUCGAUCGUAUAAGCGAUUCACAGUAUUUGUCGUUCCAGUUAUUGCUGCAACAGUGGUAUUUUUGGAUUGUCUUUGCUUUCUAGGCAAGUGUUACGAAGACGCUGCUUUCCAGAAAGUCAAAAUGAUGAAGGGGAAGAGUCUAAUGUAUAAAGACAGAAUUGAUGCGAUUCCACCUGGUGAAGAUGUCUGGCGAUGGUGA
Messenger RNA from Enterobius vermicularis (human pinworm), 222 nucleotides. NCBI's taxonomy places the organism in Eukaryota, Metazoa, Nematoda, Chromadorea, Rhabditida, Oxyuridae. The record is from the annotation of a GenBank genome assembly.